This is a messenger RNA of Rhipicephalus microplus (southern cattle tick), 2475 nucleotides long. RefSeq names its product Nuclear polyadenosine RNA-binding 2 (gene Nab2). Gene Ontology annotation, biological process: regulation of mRNA stability. The record is from RefSeq and is a predicted model, not a curated record. Gene Ontology annotation, cellular component: nucleus; cytoplasm. Gene Ontology annotation, molecular function: poly(A) binding; metal ion binding. NCBI's taxonomy places the organism in Eukaryota, Metazoa, Arthropoda, Arachnida, Ixodida, Ixodidae.
GCUUGUUUUGCGCUGCGUGAGAAGUUGAGGGAAGUCUUUCGCUCGGUUGAGGAAUUCGGUUGAUCUGGACUUUGUGAUGCUACUUUGUUCGUCGUUGAAGACGCAGCAAGAAAGCUAACUGACACACUGCCAUGGACGGAAAUGAAGUGACCCAAAAAAUCCGAGCUGCCAUCAAGACCAAGCUGAUGGAGCUUGGUGCCUAUGUAGAUGACGAGCUGCCCGACUACAUCAUGGUCAUGAUCGCCAACAAGAAGACCAAGGAGCAGAUGACGCACGACCUGUCCCUCUUUCUGGGUGACAGCACACUCAACUUUACAACAUGGUUGCAGGGAGUGUUGGACCACCUGCAGGCCAUUGCCACAGAGGCCAAGCAGCGUGGCGGCAAAGAGCAGCUGCUACCGCAUGUAUCAUCAUCACCCAUUGAGCCCAUACGGCCCGUGCUGCCCCCGCACCUCGACAUUGCCAGGCAACAGGAGGUGGUCGAGGCACAGUCAGCGGCACCCGCAACAACUGCAAUCGCAGUGGCCCCUUCGUUAUUGGAGGAUCAGUCUCUGCCAGAGUACAGCGACGAAGUCCUUGCCUUGAAAGUCGACCCUGAGCCAGAUGACGAUCUGGCAGACGACUUGCGUGCCAUGGCGGAGCAGCCGCUGACAACACAGCAGCCCAGAAUGGCCAGCGGUGGUGCGAGCAGCAGUGUUUCUCUGGUGCGACCCAUUCCCAGGGCGUUUGAACCCGAACAGUCCUCCAAGGAACGGCCAACCAAGAAGUCUGUGGUAGCAGCAGCAGCCGUCGUGCGCCGGAAACCGCACUUUCUGAGCGAGGCCGAAGAUGACGACGAAGAGUACGACCCAAGCAACCCAUCAGUGGGCUCCAUUGUAAGCGUGGUCAAAGUUUCCGAAAGGAGAUCGAGCGUGCCCGAGGGCAUGCAGGCGAACAAGCUUCUGCUACUCAAGGCCAUGAAGGCUGCCCACCAGUCUGUCUCCAGCAGUGCUCGCCGAAACCCCUCAGCCCGGGUGGAACCAUACCAGCCAACACCCCUUCGUGAGCUGGGCUCGAAGCGGCGGAGACCGGCCAGUCGACUAGGCUCGGCAAGGACUGAGGACUUGGACGACGAGAACUCCAUGCCACCAGCCAAACGACCCAGUGGGCUGUCCAUCAAAGAGAGGCUAGGACGCAGGCGGGCAUCCUCAGAGGAGCCUGUGGUCCUUUCCAGCUUGGAACGAAAGCCUGCCCGUACGAGGGCUUCACGGAUUGUGGGUGCCAUUGUUCCCGAAGUUCGGCCGGACUUUUCCAGAACUGCGGAGAAAAGUUCAGUGGCUGUACCUGUCGCUGACACAGUAGUCACCAGAGACAUUAUCAGCUCGGAGCAGGACGAUGCAGACUUGUUGGAGCUGGACGUUGCCAACGAGGAUGUGCACUCGGUUGUCAAGGACACCACGCCCACAUCUACACCAAACCGGUUGAGUGGGCUCGAUGAUUCGACAAUUGGUCAACCGGGCAGCCUGGGCAGCUCGCCGUCUUCGUCGCAGUGGCCACGCUUUGUGGUCACCCUCGACGGCGUGGACCCGACCAGCUUCAACAGCAGCAACAGCCACCGCGAGGUGAUGACCGUAGGUCAUGACCUGGAGGAACUGCCGGAAGAAGACGACCAUGCGCAGCUCAUCCCUGCCACAUCCCGAAGGCCACCAGUCAAGAGCCGCCUUAUGAUGGCUCCAGUCUCCAGUGCCGAGCUGAUGGAGGAUGCCUCCAUAGUGGAGGAAGAGGAGGCCAUGGUCGUGGACGAUGGGGCCUCGCACAUCCUGGAGAAAUGUCGCUAUUGGCCUGCCUGCAAGAAUGGGGACCACUGCCCCUACCAUCACCCUAGCGUGCCCUGCAAGGCAUUCCCCAACUGCAAGUACCGAGACAAGUGCCUCUUCAUCCACCCCAACUGCAAGUACGAUGCCUUCUGCAAGCGCAAGGACUGCCUCUUCACGCACGCCAGCAGACGGAACUUUGCUUGCCCGCCACCCGUGGUGUCCUCCCCAUCGGUGCAGCAGUGCAAGUUUUACCCGCACUGCACCAACCUCAAGUGUCCCUUCUUUCACCCAAAGCCCUGCAGGUUUGGUGCAGCAUGCCAGUCAUCAUCGUGUCUGUAUAGUCACCCGGAGGGUGGUGUGCCACCCCCCAACAAAUUGAAGUGGACCUCAGCCACUGCCAAGAAAGCCGGGGAGACAGCUGCCUGAAGCAUGAGUCACGGUAACCUGCGGUAACCUGCAAUCGUGCUGCACCACGGUUCCGCCACGUAGCCUCUCACAACUGAGCGCCAUCUUCAUCUACAUCGACGUACUUGCCGCGACAUCUGCACAAAUGUUAUUUCCGUAGUGGCUCUUACUACCGUGCCUAGUAGUCUUUUUUGCCUCAUUAUUUGUAAAUAAAACGCUGAAAAAAAAAAGGAAAACAUACAUAUAAGAAAAAAAAAGAAUUUGAACACCUGAA